UAUUAGACAGUGCUUCAGGCCGGUGCAAUGGGAGCAUAGAGUGAAAUUAUGAUUGUAUGAUAACAACAGUCCAGCUUCGUCUGGAUGCAGUUUCGGAUCAUUGCAGAAAUGAAGAUCUGGAGCACGGAGCACGUAUUCAGCUACCCUUGGGAGACAGUGAUCAAAGCAGCUAUGAGGAAGUAUCCCAAUCCAAUGAACCCCAGUGUUGUUGGAGUGGAUGUUCUUGAUAGGAACUUGGACAAAAAUGGACGUCUUCACAGUCAUCGGCUCCUGAGCACGGAGUGGGGCCUUCCAGGGGUUGUCAGAGCGAUUUUAGGGACAAAUCGAACCAUCACAUAUGUAAAAGAACAUUCCAUUGUGGACCCAGAAGAAAAGAAAAUGGAGCUUUGCUCAACAAAUGUGGAGCCGGCAUGCGUGAUCGAUCUCGUGGAAACGCUGAUCAUGAUAACACUAAAAAAUUUAAUAUCUGUUGAUGAAAGACUUGUCUACAGGCCUCAUCCAGAAAAUCCAGAUGUCACUGUAUUGACCCAAGAAGCGAUUAUCACAGUGAAGGGGGUCAGCCUUAGCAGCUACCUUGAGGGACUGAUGGCUCUAACCAUGUCAGCCAAUGCAAAAAAGGGAUGGGAUGCAAUUGAGUGGAUCAUCCAAAACUCUGAAAGGGAGAAUGUCCCUCUAUGUGAGCUGUGUUGAACAGUGGUAACGUUUCAUCUAGCAUCUGUUUUUGAGCCCAUGAAUGAGGACCACAUGAUGAGGAGUGACAUAAACAGACCAGCUCUGGAACCACAACUGGCCUACCUCAGCUCUCUUUGUGUUGAUGUUUAUACAAAGUGUGUCAAGGUAGUCAAAUGUGCUCAUUUAUGCACUGAUGUAAAAAAGAAUUAAAAACCUCAUCAUUUUGCACUGUUACAGAAGAAUCUGUUUAGAGUUUUGAAUGUCGCAAUGCACUGCACUGACUACCUCUUUAGUCUUCUUUUAAUGUGAUAACAGGGGUACCAGUAUCAAUUGGAGCUUGAUUUGUAAUUGAGCACCUUAAAGUUCAGAAUAAUAUCUAAGUUAACUUUUUGGUGUUCUUAAUCUUUGUUUUGUGAUUGGGAGGGUGUUUAAAUUUAUUUGUCAAAAACAUCUUGACUUUGAUUCUAUCUGUCCAAAUGGUUUGUUUCUGAAAGUUAAGGUUUGCAUGAGACUGAAAGUGUAAUUAGCCUAAAAAUCUUGCUAAAACUUGCAGGAUAGGUACUAUAACUUAUCAAAAGUCUGUUUGUAGUAUAUAUGUUUUAAGAAAGUCCUUCUUUCUUUUGUUGUCAACCCAUUUGUAAGGCAUUUAGUAGAAUGAGCAAUUGCUCAUUAAUGAUUCAUGUUUUUUAAAAAAAGGAAAAAAAAGUAUAUUUUAUUCUUUUAUGGAUAGGUAAGCAAAGUAUGCUUUCUAUAUUAUUGUGGAAAAUAUUACAUGUUUGUUAAAUUAUUAAUUCUGAAUGGUUUAUUGUAUUUGAAAGUUCUCAUUGUGUUAAAUUCAGUAUAAGGACUUUAAAUCUUUGACAGUUUAAAAGAAUUAUAAACUACGUUGAAUGAUUUUGAAGGCCAUAGAGCCCCCUAUUGGUGAGAGAAAAAGUAAAAGGAUUUUAAGAGAGUGACUUAAAUUAUGCAUUUGAGAAAAAUAAAACCUCUCUUGUGCAGGCUGGAAGCACCUUGAGUGAUUUAUGUUUGGUUUCAUAACAAAUGAUAAUGAGGACAAGAUAUGUAGUCUCUAUACAUUUUCUUUGUAAUAAGCUGUAAUGAACUAUUGUUAAAUUUACUGAGUUUGAACUUAAAGCAAACCAAAUUAAGUUGCUAGUCAUACAGCUUCAGGCUAUAAGUGCUAUAAUGCUGUUGUACUCCUCCACUGGAAAAAACUUGUCAGCAUCUUUUCUCCAAUGUUGUAACAUAACCAAGCAGAUGUAAACUGCUGUGUAGCAGUCAGUUUCAAGAUUAGUUUAAAAUAUGGACACAGAUUUUGGAAUUUAAACAGCAAUAUGUAUUCGGCUUUGAUAUUGUUAAGAGACAGAAAUAUGUUUUAAAUGAAUUUGCUGACUGUAAUGUCAGACUAAAGCCUGUUAUUUAUAGCAAAUAAGAGUUGUUCUACAGACAGAUUUCCCAUUUAAUUGUCACGUUUUAAUGCAUAUCUGCUUUACUUGGGUAAGGGGGCAGCUAACAUUUGACAAUAAAGAAUGUAAUAUGUACCCAAAUCAAAAACAAAAAACUAAAAGUUGUGUUUUUUUUCUCUGUCAAACCCUUUUUUUCUCCACUGGUUGAGCCAUCCAUCUCUUCCUGUGGACAAAAUUGACUAUAUUUCUUCUAAAUAAAUAAAAUAAAAUUUUUGA
Molecule: messenger RNA, 2354 nt
Organism: Myxocyprinus asiaticus (Chinese sucker)
Lineage: Eukaryota; Metazoa; Chordata; Actinopteri; Cypriniformes; Catostomidae
Product: PRELI domain containing protein 3A-like
Exons: 8
Coding region: 85-690 (201 amino acids)
Biological process (GO): phospholipid transport
Cellular component (GO): mitochondrial intermembrane space
Molecular function (GO): phosphatidic acid transfer activity
Source: RefSeq, a predicted model, not a curated record